CGGGCGGCGCGCGGCGCUGCCGCCAUGGCAACGGGAGGGGCGGGCGCGGCGGAGCGGCUCGGGGCGCCGUCGCGAUAGGAGCGAGGCUGCCGGGUUGGCGCUGGUCGCGCGCCGAGGCCUCCCGUCGUGGCUAUCGCGACAGCAGGUGGGCCAAUGGAGGCGGACGGAGCCGUGGAUAUGGGUGCGCUGCGGGCGGAGCUGCGGGCGGCGCUGGAGGCCGACGAGAGGCGCGAGAGGGAGAACAGCGCCAAGCUGCGCGCCGUGCGGCAGCGCGUGGAAUCCUACGAGCAGUUCAGGGACAUCGUGCUGGCGUCACACCUGAGGCCUCUAGAGAAGAAGGACAAGAUGGGGAACAAGAGAAACGUGCUGUGGAACCCCUGUGCAGGCCACCCGAGGGGCCAGCAAGCCACUGAGGUGGAGAUACCACAGGAGCUGGAGCAAUUGCCUGGAACCUCUGCCGAAUUUUACAGAGAUUGGCGCAGGUGCUUAAAAAGUGGAAAAGAAAAAUACCAGCUUUUGCUUAAACUGGAGGGGAAGGCCUUGAGCAGAAUCUUUCAGGCCGAGUUGGGUUUUGGCCUCCUGGGUGAGUUCCUUACCGUGCUGGCACAGAACGUCUGCCACGAAGACAGAGAUGCUGUGCUUCAGAUCUUACAGAGCCUUUCCAGCACCAAACGCUUUGGGUUAAACCUGGAUCUUCUGAGCACGUCAGAAAAAGAGAGCACCAGGGAUCUGUUUAGGAAGCUGCAGAGCAUGAGUGGGGGUUAUUGGACCCCUGGCCGUCCCUGUGGCGAAGCAGAGGGAGAAGCCCACCCCACCGACACCGACUUGCAGAAGGAAGCGGAGGAAAGGAGAGUCACAGAGCUGAUGAGGUGCUACCAGGCCAGCUGAGGGAGCAGCAGUGGUUCUGCCAAAUAAAGGUUAGCAAAGACUUUGUGUUCUUGUGAUCUCUGUGUCCUCACAGGACAGUUCUGUAAGAAUCUCUUAGGUGAGGAGAAUAAAUGAAGGAAAGAACAUUUAGGCUGACGUGUACGGAGGAGAAACCAAAACCCAGGUAGUUCCUCCCCUUCUUCAUCUCUGUCCAUUGUCACUCUGGAUUUAAGAAAUGUAAUCCAGGACAUUUGAUGCUUAACCACGCAGCCAGGGCUGGUGAGGGUGGGGAUGCAGUGCAAGGCAGAAAUUCUGGGACUGACCCAUUUUAAGCUUUUUUACUUGGUGUAAACCUCAGAGAUGCUGUCACCCCAUGGUCCUGGACCAAGGUUUGCCUAAAUUCUACAUAAAUUGAAAUUUAGAAGGAACUGUCAGGCAGCAUUGUAACAGGGGGACUCUCCAAUGCUGUGUGUUAUCAUGUCUGGAUUGAUUAGCCAUUCUGUUUAGGCUGCAGACUUCAGAAAGGCUCUCAUAUGGUACAGCUCAGCACCUGCCCACCACACUCUCCUGCAGGUCUAGUGUGGGAAGAUCUCCCAGGAGUGCUGGAGAGCACAGGCUGUACUGCACUGCUCAGAUUCCCUUGAAUUCAGCUCAGAAUCAACUACCGAGUCCAUUUUGUUCAAAAGCCCAGCUAGAGGAGCAAAAGGCAGAGUCAGCCCUGCCUGGCUAUAUCUCACCCUCUCCCACCUUCUCUGGGCCCCCAAUUUCAGGCUUCUCUUGGCACGUGUCUUGGUUUUGUGGCAUGUAUCUUGGGGACGUGUGUGUCCCUGCAGUCUUUUUGCCUUUGUGCAGCCAGGAAGCUAACAGAAAGCCUUUUGUCUUAAACAAAAAGGGAAGAUCCUGGGGGCUCCCAGAAUCAGAGCUGGGGAUACUGAUACAUCAGGGAGGAUAUGAAA
Molecule: messenger RNA, 1823 nt
Organism: Lagopus muta (rock ptarmigan)
Lineage: Eukaryota; Metazoa; Chordata; Aves; Galliformes; Phasianidae
Gene: DNAAF19
Product: coiled-coil domain containing 103
Exons: 4
Coding region: 154-888 (244 amino acids)
Biological process (GO): inner dynein arm assembly; determination of left/right symmetry; epithelial cilium movement involved in extracellular fluid movement
Cellular component (GO): outer dynein arm
Source: RefSeq, a predicted model, not a curated record